GAAACAACCUGAAGGAGUUUGGGCUGCAGCUGCCAUUUCUGAAAGAGCUGUACCUCACAAGGAACCAGCUGAAGACCCUGCCGGGAGCCGCACCCAUUCCAAACUUGGUGUCCUUGUCUGUCAGAAGAAACAAGCUGAACAGUUUCUCCAAGGAGGAGUUUGAGUCCUUCAGGAGAAUGGAGCUGCUGGAUGCCAGUGACAACAACUUCAUCUGCUCCUGUGAGUUCCUGUCCUUCGUCCACCACGAGGCCGGGCUAGCCCAGGUGCUGGUGGGGUGGCCGGACAAGUACGUGUGUGACUCUCCGCUGGCGGUGAGAGGGGCGCAGGUUGGCUCUGUGCACCUCUCCCUGAUGGAGUGCCACGGGUCCCUGGUGGUGUCACUGAUCUGCGUCCUGGUGUUCCUGCUCAUCCUGCUGCUGGUGGCCGUCGGCUACAAGUACCACAUGGUGUGGUACCUGCGGAUGACGUGGGCGUGGCUGCAAGCCAAGCGGAAGCCCAAGCGCGCCCCGCCGAAGGACGUCUGCUACGACGCUUUUGUCUCCUACAGCGAGAACGACUCCGACUGGGUGGAGAACACCAUGGUGCGGGAGCUGGAGCAGGCCUGCCCUCCCUUCCGGCUCUGCCUGCACAAGCGGGACUUUGUGCCGGGGAAGUGGAUUGUGGACAACAUCAUCGACUCCAUUGAGAAGAGCCGCAAAACGCUCUUUGUGCUGUCCGAGCACUUUGUGCAGAGCGAGUGGUGCAAAUACGAGCUGGACUUCUCGCAUUUCCGCCUCUUUGAUGAGAACAACGAUGCAGCCAUUCUCAUCCUCCUGGAGCCCAUCCAGAGCAAAGCGAUUCCCAAGAGGUUCUGCAAGCUGCGGAAGAUCAUGAACACAAAGACCUACCUGGAG
Pyrgilauda ruficollis (rufous-necked snowfinch) is the source of this 893-nucleotide messenger RNA. RefSeq names its product toll-like receptor 2 type-2. The record is from RefSeq and is a predicted model, not a curated record. Gene Ontology annotation, cellular component: membrane. Gene Ontology annotation, molecular function: transmembrane signaling receptor activity; triacyl lipopeptide binding. The transcript has a single exon. Gene Ontology annotation, biological process: immune response; inflammatory response; toll-like receptor signaling pathway. NCBI's taxonomy places the organism in Eukaryota, Metazoa, Chordata, Aves, Passeriformes, Passeridae. The annotation marks the transcript as partial.